Heteronotia binoei (common prickly gecko) is the source of this 1139-nucleotide messenger RNA. It is a transcript of the gene C10H9orf152, whose product is annotated as chromosome 10 C9orf152 homolog. Lineage: Eukaryota; Metazoa; Chordata; Lepidosauria; Squamata; Gekkonidae. The record is from RefSeq and is a predicted model, not a curated record.
AUCGCUCCAGAAACCAGCAUCUCCCAGGCCUUGGUGCAGCUGGCGGCGCUUAAUGAACUUCUGUGUUUCUCUGUGGCUUUUGGCAAGAGUUCAGAUCUUUGGCAGCUUUAAGUCAACACCGGUUCCACUUGAACAGUUCUUGUCCUUUCAGUCUGCAUUCAGAGGUUCAGAACACACUGGAUGUGUUCAGAGACAAGUUGGCACGCCAUCAAAUCCAGCAGCUCCACGCCAGGUACAGAAGAGGACCCGGUCCAUGCCAGAGAGCCUCCUCGCAUGUGGCUCGUUCAGAUGUGACGGACAUCCUUUGCUCGGAGGCAACAUCAUGAGGGAAAUGCCUUGCUUCUGCCUGCUUCUGUCUUUCUUAUGGGAACAGAUGGUAAAGGCUUAUAAAUAUAUGAGCGGUAUUUUCUUGGUGACUCAUCCGUCAAACCAGCCAGCCUCAGAUCGUUCCGGGCAGCCGACCAAGAUGGAUGUAAGUUUGCUUGAGGAGCAGUACGGCUCUCUCAAACAGAAGCGAAGGCUGCAGACGCACAUUAUUGUGUUUAAAACAGGAGAGCAUGAGACAGUUCCUGAAGGGUCUCUGGUCAGCACCGUUUUAGUCAACAAAAAGAUGAAGAAAGCCAAAGCGUUGAAAGAACAUAUGCCCAUCAGGGAGGUCAGCCUCGGGUUGCCAUGCACUGGCAACGUACAAGAGAGUUCACCUUGGCAUAUCCAUCUGGGGCUCCACCGUCUUGUAGAAGGAGAGCGCCGGAAAGUUCCGUGGGAGGUUGUUCCAAACAAGGACGAACAGAUUUGCACUAACAGCGAAACCCCAUCGCAAGAGGAAAGCAUGGCCUCGACAGAAGAAUUAUUAACAGGAAGUGAACAAUCCAUUGAGCUGAUCAGUAGUCAGGGAAAUUCAAGCCCUGCCGGAAAGACGGAGAGUUCCAUUCCAGCCGAGUGCACAGAUCUUCCUUUGACGUCAAUCACUUCACCGCUGUGGACAGAAAUCUCAGCCACCAAGCUGGGUCCAGCAGCAUCCAGUAAGCUAACCUACUACCCUUUCCCUCAGAAGAAGACUCCCAGGAUUUCUGAGGCCGCCAGGAGACUUGGAUUGUAUGUUUCACACUAAGAAGCUUUUCAAACAGGGAAAGAGAAAA